AUGAAGAAAGGCCGAGUUCUGGUGGAGCCGGCGACGGCAGUAGCGGAGACGCGGUUCCGCGGCGUGCGGAAGCAGCCGUGGGGGCGGUUCGCGGCCGAGAUCAGGGACCCCUGGAAGAAGGUCAGGGUGUGGCUCGGAACCUUCGACUCGGCCGAGGCUGCCGCUCUGGCCUACGACUCCGCCGCUCGCGCAUUCCGUGGUUCCAAGGCCAAGACCAACUUUCCCCUAGCCGCCGCCGCUGCUGCGUCUCCCACCCCUACUCCUGCAUUCCGCUGCCCUCCCUCCGCUGACCCAACCCUAGGGUUUUGA
Zingiber officinale is the source of this 309-nucleotide messenger RNA. Its product is annotated as ethylene-responsive transcription factor 3-like. Gene Ontology annotation, molecular function: DNA-binding transcription factor activity; DNA binding. Gene Ontology annotation, biological process: regulation of DNA-templated transcription. The transcript has a single exon. Lineage: Eukaryota; Viridiplantae; Streptophyta; Magnoliopsida; Zingiberales; Zingiberaceae. The coding region runs from base 1 to 309 and encodes 102 amino acids. The record is from RefSeq and is a predicted model, not a curated record.